Molecule: messenger RNA, 996 nt
Organism: Microthlaspi erraticum
Lineage: Eukaryota; Viridiplantae; Streptophyta; Magnoliopsida; Brassicales; Brassicaceae
Source: the annotation of a GenBank genome assembly
AUGGAAGCUCACGGUGCCGGUCUCCGGCGAGUUAUGCUGUUGUCAUUCUGCGUCGCCGGGAUCUGGGCCGCCUACAUUUACCAAGGCGUUCUUCAGGAAACCCUGUCGACGAAGAAAUUUGGUGAAGAAGGGAAGAGAUUCGAGCAUCUUGCGUUUCUGAACUUGGCUCAGAAUGUAGUAUGCUUGGUUUGGUCUUAUAUAAUGAUUAAGCUCUGGUCCAAUGGAGGUAGUGGUGGAGCACCAUGGUGGACAUACUGGAGCGCUGGCAUUACUAAUACAAUUGGUCCUGCCAUGGGCAUUGAAGCUUUGAAGUAUAUCAGUUACCCAGCUCAGGUCCUUGCAAAAUCUUCCAAAAUGAUCCCAGUAAUGCUGAUGGGCUCGUUAGUGUAUGGGAUAAGAUACAGUUUGCCUGAGUAUCUUUGCACCUUCCUUGUUGCUGGAGGAGUGUCCAUGUUUGCUCUUCUUAAGACAAGCUCGAAGACCAUCAGCAAGCUAGCAAAUCCAAAUGCUCCUCUUGGUUACGGGCUCUGUUUCUUGAACCUUGCCUUUGACGGAUUCACAAACGCCACCCAAGAUUCCAUCACCGCAAGGUACCCAAAAACUAACGCGUGGGACAUAAUGCUGGGGAUGAAUCUAUGGGGAACCAUAUACAACAUUGUCUACAUGUUUGGAUUGCCGCAUGGGAGCGGAUUCGAAGCUGUGCAGUUCUGCAAGCAGCACCCUGAGGCAGCGUGGGACAUUCUUAUGUACUGUCUAUGCGGAGCAGUGGGCCAAAACUUCAUCUUCUUGACGAUAAGCAGAUUCGGGUCUCUAGCUAACACGACCAUAACCACAACACGGAAGUUUGUAAGCAUUGUGGUGUCGUCGGUUCUGAGCGGGAAUCCGUUAUCGCCCAAACAAUGGGGAUGUGUGUCGAUGGUGUUUGGUGGAUUGUCUUACCAAAUUUAUCUGAAAUGGAGGAAGCUGCAGAGAGUGCAGAAGAAGAAAAAGACUUGA